CAGUCUAGUAGGGAGUGGACGUGUUUUUCCUCAGUUCUUUCCCUCACGACUUGAUUAUAGUGUGUCUGAAGUUGUGGUGGUAGGAACUUCAUAUACAUCCGCGACAAGGACAGUUUUGUGACUUUGGUUUGGGGCUUUUAAUGGGGGUGUUGGGUGCUGCGGGCCCUACUGGAGGCCGUUGUCAGUGCGUGGACGACUUACUUGCGCCUAUUCGCAGCAAAAUGAAAGUUCUCAAGAAGUUCAAGAAAAGGAUGGGAUUAGCUCCGAGGUCCGGGGGCAGCGCAGGCACGAACAACUUGCCGCCAAUCCUGUUCCACCAGGUGCAUGGGGACAACAUCCGCGUCUCGUGGGACGGGACAGUGGCCAGGCGGGCAGAGAGCUUCUGCAAGGGCGUCACGUUCAGUAGCAGACCCAUCAAGGUGGCAGAGAAGGUUUGUGUUAAGUUCCUGGAGGUGUCAAACAACUGGAGUGGUGUAAUUCGCUUUGGAUUCACUUGUAAUGACCCCAACAAUCUUCGAUAUGGUCUUCCUAAAUAUGCAUGUCCAGAUCUGACAAAUAAGCCUGGAUACUGGGCUAAGGCAUUAGCAGAGAGGUUUGCAGAACGAGACACCAUACUUUUCUACUAUGUGACCCAAGCCGGAGAUGUGCACUUCGGUAUCAAUGGUGAAGAAAAAGGAGUAUUCUUUAGUGGUGUGGAGACAAGGGGACCACUCUGGGCUAUCAUUGAUGUUUAUGGAAACUCUACUGCUAUUGAGCUGGUUGACCCUCGACAGCAGCUCAACAAUUCUCGCCGUAAUCUUGCUGUGGGAGGUGAUGCCAGUCCUGGAGAUUCAGCUGCAAUGGAGCGCCUUAUCCUUCCAUCUCUCACUGCUCUCACAAUCAAUCAGCAGAAUCACCAGCAGCCGCAGUCACAGCGGAAUGCAGCAGAUGAUUCUACCACCAACGACAUGCCUGGAUCAAGAUUCCAGCAGCCAGGAACCUUUUUCAACCCUCUGCCAUUCCACAGGACACGUGGUCGUAACAUCAGGCUCAGCAAUGAUCGUUGUAUUGCAAGUCGUGCAGACACUGAAUUCUGCCAUGGUUAUGUGUUCACUACACGGCCUAUUCAGCUUGGAGAGAAGGUUGUGAUACAGGUCCUGGCAACGGAACCUAUGUAUGUUGGAGCAUUAGCGUUUGGCCUAACUUCUUGUGAUCCUGCCAUGAUUCAGGGAGUAGAUCUUCCAGAUGACUCUGAUCUCCUACUAGAUCGACCUGAGUACUGGGUGGUCAGUAAGGAUGUUGCCAGUUGUCCUCAACGAGGAGAUGAACUUUCAUUCUGCAUAACACAUACAGGCGAGGUCCAGUUCUCAAAAAAUGGCAGUACGCCCGUGGUGUUCAUGCAUGUGGACCAGACACUGCAACUGUGGGCGUUCUUUGAUGUAUAUGGCAGCACACAGAAAAUUCGCAUCCUUGGAAGCUGUGUCGAGCCACACCAUCCGCACUCCUCUUCAGGAUCAAGAAACUCAUCUCCACCACCAAGAGUGAUUGAUCCUACCCUAGCAGCUGGACGCCUCCGUGUGAAUCUGCCCUGCACCACAAGUAAUGGCACCAGUAGCAGCAUCAAUGGCUUAUCAGAAAGUCAUGGCCAACAUAAUGGUGUGCCAGUUCCUGUAUCUGUCUCACAGCGGUUCUGCUGCACAGGGCCGACACCAACUCCAACAGCUACUGCUGAGUUGGUACAGUAUCAGCCAUCAGUAGGAGGUGGCACUGUUCUUGUAGUGAAUCUCCCACCAGCCCAUUCAAACUACCUCAACCAACAAAAUCAGCAGAACCAACAUCAGCAUCAGAGUGCAUCACCUGCAGUGACAACACAGCAUCACAUGCAGUCUUCACAACCUCCAGUACCUGUUGACCUUCAGCCAUCUUCCUCAGGCACUCUACUUUCUACAUACAGUCACACCUAUAUUGAGCCUGUGUCAGCAACAUCAUAUUCUACUCUGGACUCGACAUCAACAAUGCAGCAGUGGGCAGAUGCAACAGCAGCUACAGGCGGUAGUGGAACUGAAUGCACUAUCUGCUACGAGCGUCCCAUUGACAGUGUGUUGUACAUGUGUGGUCACAUGUGUAUGUGCUAUGAAUGUGCCGUCCAACAGUGGAGGGGCAAGGGUGGUGGCCACUGCCCACUCUGCAGGGCUAUUAUACGGGAUGUGAUCCGAACCUACAAGUCCUGAUAGUGGGCCUUGGCCUCAUGCACCCAGCGGCCUAUGUCUCUAUUCCUGGAGGCAGGCAAAGUGUAGCCCAAUUACAAGAGCUUUCCAUCCAGGGUGCAGGACAUGGUCAUAAUGGAAAUAUGUAACGUCCUCAAGUUUGCACUGAGCAGUUCGUUAGCUGUGUUCAAGAACAAAAGCGCACUGGAUCUGAGCUGGGUAUUACAUGGCCAAAAAUAAUUAGAAUGCAAGGAAUUAAUGGAACAUUCCACAUCUAAAAUGUAAUUUCAUAAUAAAAGUUUUCACGACUAAAUCAUGACAAGAUACACAUGAUUACAACUGUGAUCACUACUAGGUGCUAAGACAGAACCUACUAAAACAUUUACAGGACUCCACAGUUGCCUUGAGACCACACAGUCUGUGGUUUCUUUAAAAUUAAUUUAUCUGAAUGUUUUGUCAUGGUGAAUGCAGCACAGUUUGGUUUUGUGGCACCUUUUAUUGUGGAAUUAUACUUUCAAGGCUGGAAUGUUAGAUGUACAUGUGCCCUAUUUAAACUGCAUGUUUAUCCAUGUCAUGAGAUUACAUCUUCAGAAUUAACUCAGUUAGGAGGCAUCCAAGUUGUCAUUAAUUUAUGUAGAUGUGAUCAAUAUUAAGGAGAUUUUAAAUAUCUGCAUCUUAUUUAAGCAGCCAAAAAUUGGGCUUCCGUAAACUUUUCCCAUCAGAGGUGGUAGAAUAAUGAGUUUGAACUGUUCAGUGUCUGUAGAGGAAUUAUUUGAUGUACAAUUUAAUUCUUUGCAGAAAUUAAUUUUUGUUCUAUAUGAAUCUGUCUUCUGCAUGUUGAUGUGAUGGAUCCAUGUUACUGCAGCAGUUAGGCACAACGUGACAAUGCUAAUUUCACGGUUCAUAAUGUGAGACACUGGUCUACCUUAGCUGAAUAUUAUCAGCUUCAGUGUAUACAGUUUCUAACCAAAGAGAGCACAGUAAAGCUCCUGUUGUUUUGAUAGAGGUAUGUGGGACUGGCAAGCUAUAGGUUUAAUAAGCCUUUAAUUUGGUAAUAAAGUCACGUUGUUUUUGGUAUUUCACUGAUCUAGAAAAGUAGAGUGUUAUAUACUCGUUUAAAAUUAAGUUAUGAAUUCUUUUUUUACACUGUCUCAGGCUGAAACUUAUUUUAUGUAAGUUAAAUGUGUGCGUGUGUGUGUGUAUGUGUGUGCAUGCGCACAUUUGUGCAUGCACCUGUGAGAGAUAGAGUAGUUAU
Molecule: messenger RNA, 3441 nt
Organism: Cryptotermes secundus
Lineage: Eukaryota; Metazoa; Arthropoda; Insecta; Blattodea; Kalotermitidae
Gene: neur
Product: protein neuralized
Exons: 8
Coding region: 141-2210 (689 amino acids)
Molecular function (GO): ubiquitin protein ligase activity
Source: RefSeq, a predicted model, not a curated record